Engraulis encrasicolus (European anchovy) is the source of this 2323-nucleotide messenger RNA. RefSeq names its product aminopeptidase N-like. Gene Ontology annotation, cellular component: plasma membrane; cytoplasm. Gene Ontology annotation, molecular function: zinc ion binding; metalloaminopeptidase activity; peptide binding. The transcript has 20 exons. Lineage: Eukaryota; Metazoa; Chordata; Actinopteri; Clupeiformes; Engraulidae. The coding region runs from base 32 to 2284 and encodes 750 amino acids. The record is from RefSeq and is a predicted model, not a curated record. Gene Ontology annotation, biological process: peptide catabolic process; proteolysis.
UGGAGUCAGGAAGGUUGUGGCCACUACCCAGAUGCAGGCCACCUAUGCUCGUCAGGCGUUCCCCUGUUUCGAUGAGCCGGCCAUGAAAGCUGUCUUCCACAUGACCCUCAUCCACCCCAGAGACCUCCGCGCACUUGCCAACGGACGCGAGUCCUCCGUCUUGAACACCACAAUGGAGGGAAUUGAGGUGCAGGUGACGAGUUUCGAGCCGACCAGGCCCAUGUCCACAUACAUACUGGCCUUCAUCGUCUCAGACUUCGGCUCCAUACAGAAGGAUGAAUCCAGCGCCACUACACUGGUCCGUAUCUGGGCCAGGAAGAAAGCGUUGGAAUUAGGACAAGGGGCCUACGCCCUGAAUGUAACCCUUCGUGUGCUGGAGUUCUUCGAGAGCUACUACAAUACCAGCUACCCUCUCUCCAAAUCAGACCAGGUAGCAUUGCCGGACUUCAAUGCGGGUGCGAUGGAGAACUGGGGGCUGAUCACCUACAGGGAGACCAGCCUGCUGUACGACCCCCUCUCCUCCUCCAACGGCAACAAGGAGCGUGUACUUACCGUCAUCGCUCACGAGCUAGCGCACAUGUGGUUUGGCAACCUGGUGACUCUGAGAUGGUGGAAUGACCUGUGGCUGAACGAGGGCUUCGCUUCAUAUGUGGAGUACCUAGGAGCCGACCACGCGGAACCAUCAUGGCACAUCAAAGAGAUGAUUGUGCAGGGCGAUGUCCAGAGGGCGUUCACUGUGGACUCCCUGGUGUCGUCCCACCCCCUCACCCGCAAGGAGGAGGAGGUCAACAAGCCCGAGGAGAUCAGCCAGAUGUUCGACUCCAUCUCCUACAGCAAGGGGGCAGCCGUGCUGAGAAUGCUGUCGGAGUUCCUGUCUGAGCCGGUGUUUGUCAAAGGGCUCAGUACCUAUCUGCAUCAGUUUGCUUUUGGGAACACGGUAUACACAGACCUCUGGGACCACUUGGAGGAAGCUAGGAGGAGCUCAGGGCUAACUCUACCGGACUCCAUCCAUGAAAUCAUGAACCGCUGGAUACUACAGAUGGGCUUCCCGUUGGUUACCAUAGAUACCACAACAGGAAGUAUCAGCCAGCAGCAUUUCCUAUUGGAUCCCGAUGCAGUGGUGGAAAGGCCGUCUGUUUACAACUACCAGUGGAUUGUGCCAAUCAAGUGGAUGAAGAACGGCAUUGAAAAGGAACAGUAUUGGCUCACUGAGAAGACAGCUGUGUUUGAGCCAAUGAGAGCAAACACAGUUGACUGGGUGUUGGCCAAUAGGGAUGUCUCUGGCUACUACAGGGUUAACUACGACCUGCAGAAUUGGGAACGCCUCUCUUCUCAGCUCAUCAGUAACCAUCAGCUAAUCCCCAUCCUCAACAGAGGCCAGAUAAUAGAUGACGCCUUCACGUUAGCCAGUUCCCGCAUGCUGAACGUCACUGUAGCUUUCCAGACCACCCGCUACCUGGUGGAGGAGAGAGAGUACAUCCCCUGGCAGGCCGCAGCCUCCAGCUUCUACUACUUCUUCUACAUGUUCGACCGAACCGAGGUCUACGGACCCAUGCUGGCCUAUCUGAAGAAACUGGUUGGACCUCUUUACGAAUAUUAUAAAACAGACAGACCACAGACACAUACUUCUGUCUACACCAGGAGCAUUGCUUAUUCUAUGGCCUGCACCACGGGAGUUCCGGGCGCUAACGAGCAGGUUCUAGAAUGGUUCCGACAGUGGAUGAGGGAGCCCCACAACAACAGGAUCGACCCCAACCUGAAGUCGGCGGUGUACUGUAAGGCCAUAGCAGCGGGCGGUGAGGCGGAGUGGAACUUUGGCUGGGAGAUGUUCCGGAACGCUACGGUGGCUUCCGAGGCCGCUCGACUACGCUCUGCUCUCGCCUGCACUAAAGUACCCUGGCUACUCAACAGGUACCUGGCUUGGGCCCUGGACCCCAGUAAGAUCCGCAAGCAGGACGUCACCUCCACCAUUGGCUACAUUGCCAAUAACGUAGUGGGCCAGUCCUUCGCAUGGGACUUCUUCAGAGCCAAGUGGGACGUGCUCUUCAAAGAGUAUGGAGGUGGGUCCUUUGCCUUCUCCUCUCUCAUCACCGCUAUGACUAGACGCUUCUCUACACCCUUUGAGCUUCAACAGUUGAUGGACUUCAAGAGAGACCACCCUGAGCUGGGCUCUGGCAAGCUGGCCCUGGACCAGGCCAUAGAGAAGACCACAGCCAACAUCAAGUGGAUGGCACAGAACAAGCGACACGUCCUGGACUGGUUCAACAGAGAGGCCGCACAGUGACAUGACACACACAUGCUGGCACACACACUACACACUGUA